AUGGCAUGCUGCUUCAUGUGGUACCUUUCUUCUUCCUUGUCCAGCAACACAGGAAAACAGAUUAUGAAUCUAUUCAAGUAUCCAGUAACGUUGACCUUUGUUCAGUUCUUAUUUGUCGCCUGCUGGUGCUUUAUCGUCGAGAAUUUUGUUAGUUCAAGAAGUAUCAAGAAGCCAACUAGACAGAUUAUAGAAACAAUUGUUCCUUUAUCUCUAUUUAUGAUUGUGGGGCAUAUAUUUUCCAGUAUAUCCAUUAGCAAGAUUCCUGUAAGUCUAGUACAUACAAUCAAGGCAUUGGCUCCACUUUUUACCGUCAUGUUUUAUAGAUUUAUCUUUCAAGUUAGAUAUUCAUCUCAAGUAUAUACAGCAUUAAUGCCACUUACACUCGGAGUCAUUUUGGCAUGUUCAUUCACAUUUUCUAAAAAUAUCCUGGGCCUCGCUUGUGCACUCGCAUCAUGUCUUGUCUUUGUAAUGCAAAACAUAUUUAGUAAGAAACUGAUAUCAAGAGAGAAUAGCAAGAUUGGAGACUAUAACAAACUAGACAAGAUGAACAUGAUGUUCUAUUCUUCUUUUAUCUCAUUUACGCUCAUGAUACCUCUCUGGAUUUAUUCGGAUGGAUAUCACUUGUUGAGUGGUAGCCAUGACAACAGUCAAGGUAUCAACAUGACAUUGAUUGGUUACUUUUUGUUGAAUGGUACAACACAUUUUGCUCAGAAUUGGUUUGCAUUUACUACCCUCAGCCUAUCAUCGCCAGUCACUUAUUCUGUUGCUUCACUUGUCAAGCGUAUAUUUGUGAUUGUGAUGAGUAUCCUCUGGUUUGGACAGACUGUAUCUAUUACACAGGGCUUAGGUAUACUGUUGACCUUUUUAGGCUUAUACAUGUAUCAAAAGGCCAAGCAGGAAGUAGACAAGCGAGAAAGUAAACUUAAUAAUAUCGAACUAUUACCUACAACAACAGCUAUAACAAAUAAUAAUAAUAAUAAAGUCUUAUAA
Messenger RNA from Rhizopus microsporus ATCC 52813, 990 nucleotides. Its product is annotated as TPT-domain-containing protein. Lineage: Eukaryota; Fungi; Mucoromycota; Mucoromycetes; Mucorales; Rhizopodaceae. Gene Ontology annotation, biological process: phosphoenolpyruvate transmembrane import into Golgi lumen. Gene Ontology annotation, molecular function: phosphoenolpyruvate transmembrane transporter activity; antiporter activity. The record is from RefSeq and is a predicted model, not a curated record. Gene Ontology annotation, cellular component: endoplasmic reticulum; Golgi apparatus. The transcript is spliced from 2 exons. Bases 1 to 990 code for a protein of 329 amino acids.